Molecule: messenger RNA, 1353 nt
Organism: Naegleria lovaniensis
Lineage: Eukaryota; Heterolobosea; Eutetramitea; Acrasida; Naegleriidae
Exons: 1
Coding region: 1-1353 (450 amino acids)
Biological process (GO): biosynthetic process
Molecular function (GO): pyridoxal phosphate binding; transaminase activity
Source: RefSeq, a predicted model, not a curated record
AUGGCCUCUUCAACGACUCGUAUUCUUGAUUAUACACCUUUUCUGUCGUUGGUCAGCCGUCUCCGAAAACCAAGUCCAAUUCGUGCACUGAUGCCUAUCAUGUCGUUGCCUGGUAUGAUCUCACUGGCUGGCGGUUUACCAAAUGCUUCAACUUUUCCUUUCCAAUCCAUUAACGUAGACUUGAAAACUACAACAACGCCAUCGACACUUUCUGUGGAUGGACAAUUAUUAGCCGAUAGUUUACAAUAUCACCCAAGUCAAGGGUUACCUCAACUCACAAAAUGGCUAAGAGAACAUCAGAGAAAAACUCAUUCUCUCAGCGAUGAUGAAAAAAAGGAAGCAUGGGAUGUCAUUUUGACAACAGGAUCACAAGAUGGACUCACAAAAGCUUUUGAAAUGUUUUUGAAUCCAUAUUGUGUUCAAGAGCAUUCUAUGAAACAAUCAAGUGAUAUAUUGAAUGAGGAUAUUAGAGAUGCCAUUAUUAUUGAGCGACCAACUUACUCUGGAUCUUUGAGCACAUUGUUUACUUUGUCACCACACAUGAUUGAAGUAGAUGUUGACCAAUUUGGACUUAUCCCAGAAAAACUUGAAGAAUCAGUUGAAGAAUUCAAGAAGAAGCAUCCAAAGACAAUGAUUAAAUUUCUCUAUACCAUUCCCAAUGGACAAAAUCCAAGUGGCUGCUCUUUGACGCUUGAAAGAAAAAAGAAAAUUUAUGCCCUCUCCCAAAAAUAUAACUUUUUAAUUUUAGAGGACGAUCCAUAUUAUUAUUUGGCAUUAGAUAAUCCAAGCGAGCCAGUUCCAUCCUUUUUGUCAAUGGACACUGACGGCAGAGUCCUCAGAUUCGAUUCUCUUUCAAAAAUUCUUAGUAGUGGAAUUAGAUGUGGUUUUGUCACUGGUCCAAUUCAAUUAAUUAACCAAAUGGUUCUUCACAUUCAAGCUAGCAAUUUGCAUAGUUGUGGAUUAUCUCAAGGAAUUGUUUAUGCUUUAUUGAGUCAAUGGGGAGAAGAAGGUUUUGCUCAACAUGUAAAGCAUGUUCAAAAAUUUUACACGGCUAAAAGAAAUGAGUUGAUUGAGUGCAUUGAUAGACAUUUGAAAGAUUAUGUUGAGUACAGCAUCCCUGUAUGUGGAAUGUUUGUUUGGAUGAAAUUGAAGGGAAUUCCCGAUAGUUUGAAGUUUAUUGAACAAAAAGCCAGACAACAAAACGUACUAAUGUUGCCAGGUACAUAUUUCUAUCCCUCACAAGGAAGUGUGACCCCAUAUGUACGAGCUUCAUUCUCUAUUGCUUCAAAGGAACAAAUGGAAGAGGCAUGUAAAAGAUUAGCUAUUCUAAUCAAGGAAGAGCUUGACCAGUAA